Messenger RNA from Syngnathoides biaculeatus (alligator pipefish), 1698 nucleotides. RefSeq names its product coiled-coil domain containing 127a (gene ccdc127a). The record is from RefSeq and is a predicted model, not a curated record. Lineage: Eukaryota; Metazoa; Chordata; Actinopteri; Syngnathiformes; Syngnathidae. Bases 167 to 988 code for a protein of 273 amino acids. The transcript is spliced from 4 exons.
CCACCUCAGCAUUGGCUCCUUUUGAGCUUCGGUUCUGGCGUCGCCUUGGAUAUCCGCGCAGCUCCUAGGGGCUAGGGUAAUUGACAGCUUCCACAGACAUCUUGUAAAGGGCGAUAUAUUAUCACUAUAACUUUGCACAUGUGCAGAAACUAACCUUGCAUCCUCCAUGAACAACCUGAAUGACCCUCCAAGAUGGAACAUUCAACCAGACCCAAGAGAAAGGGGGGAAGGAGGCACAGAUGGCAACCAGUGGAACUAUGCUCUGCUGGUGCCUAUGCUGGGACUGGCUGCAUUUCGUUGGAUCUGGACCCGGGAGUCUGAAAGAGAGAUUGAGAAGGUCAAAACAAAGUAUAACAAGGAUGUGUUUUUGGUAAAAAGUGAGUUGGAGUCACGAUACGAGGAGACAUUAACAGAGAGGCGCCGAGCAGUGGCUGCCUUGGAGCUGGAGCUUGAGAAGGAGAGACAGAGGGUGAAGGGCUACAAGCAGGCCAUGAUCUCCCAGAGCCAUCUUUUGGUAGAAGAACGGAAACGUUUACAGCAGGAGCGUGAGUGGUUGGAGAAAGAGAAACAAAGUUAUAUCAAGUCUGGAGCUGGAAAGGCUGUGCUGCAUCAAGCCGUGGAACAACAGACUGAGUGGUUCCAGAGAGCCAUCGCCACACUGCGAGAGCUCGAGGCUCAACUUGUGGAGCGUCAGAAUGCCUACUGUUCUCUAUUCCUGCCUCGAGACAAGCGCCUGGAGAUGGAGAGAAACAUGCUGCUGAAGGCCGUCAAAGACCCUGUCACGGAUGACCUUGAUCUAGAGGCCGAUCUAAAAGAUAUUUUUAAUAGGGAUAAGCAUUGUGCGAACUUGAUGAACAUGGAUAAGAAAAAGAACGGAAGUCUCAUGUGGGUGUAUCUGAAGUACUGGCACUUGCAUGUCACUGUUCAGAAACACAUGAGAACUGAGGCGGCCAUUCGAGGGGAAGACAUUGAGCCAUCAAAAAAAUGAUGACAAGAUGCGGCAAUGAUUUCCUUUCGACUUGUGGAUCACAACUGGAAUAUGCAUGAAGUUCUGAUCUAGAUGUUUAGAUAAUACAUUUUGUCACAUUAUUUAAAUAUGCUUCAAAGGGAGUUCUAAAUUUAAGAUUCCCCAAAUAAUAAGACUCCUUAUCUUAAAUGCACUCAGAUGAUAUCCACAUUGGAUGCACAAUCAGAUCUUAAAAUCUAAUAUUCUUUUGUCAGUGUGUGUGUGUGUGUGUGAUUAUCUAAUUUUCUGUUUGUGCCAUGGAAUCUAAUGUUAAUAUCCUGACUCUUUGUUCAUCUUAAUGCAAUGAACUUUGGAUAUCAACAUUUAGUUAGAUUCUGCUUGAUUUAGUUAUUUUACCAUGAAAUUGAGUGAAAUGUGCCGAUGCUUAUUCCUCUCAAGCUCAGUGAAUCUCCCUUUCAGAGCCUGCUAAGCUUUCAUUCAUGAUACUUCACAGAAGAUGAUGCCUCUAAUUGAUCAAUUGGGCAAGUAUCAGAUGAGUGCACAAAGAGCUUAUUUGGUGAACACGACGGCUGAAGUAACACUUCAACCUACAUACAAAGAAAAUGUGAAGUUGCCAUUUUCUUAUCACAACAUAAUUACGUUUUAGUUCUGGCAAUAUUCUGGUGAGUGCUUGAUUUUGUGUUCAGAUGCACAGAUUUUACACACAAUAAAGCCUUUGUGUGGGAAUACGA